Molecule: messenger RNA, 725 nt
Organism: Oncorhynchus nerka (sockeye salmon)
Lineage: Eukaryota; Metazoa; Chordata; Actinopteri; Salmoniformes; Salmonidae
Product: 10 kDa heat shock protein, mitochondrial
Exons: 4
Coding region: 271-570 (99 amino acids)
Cellular component (GO): mitochondrial matrix
Molecular function (GO): protein folding chaperone; protein-folding chaperone binding; metal ion binding
Source: RefSeq, a predicted model, not a curated record
GCAAUCACAUGAGAACACAUGAAACAUAAAUUAUAAUUUCUUCACAACUGUCCUGGCGAGUUCCUUCUAUAUGUACACCUGCCUUUUGCAUUCUGUGGGGGUAACGGAAUAUUUUGGAACUGAAACUGUCCAGGAACUGUAAAGUAAGGACAUUUGAAGACACGCAUGCGUGAACCAUUUCUUGAUAUUUCCUCACGUGGGGACUCGUUCAGUGUGUCAAAUCCACGCUCAAAGAAGUCGGUGCUCAACAUUAGAAGGUCUCUCACAUAAAUGGCUUUCAGGAAAUUCCUUCCCAUGUUUGACCGGGUGCUGGUGGAGCGUCUGGCUGCGGAGACUAUGUCAAAGGGGGGCAUCAUGUUGCCAGAGAAGGCCCAAGGCAAGGUUCUGCAGGCCACAGUGGUGGCAGUGGGACCAGGCUCCACAAACCAGAAAGGGAAGCUGACACCCAUGAGUGUCAAAGUUGGAGAGACGGUCCUUCUGCCAGAGUAUGGAGGAACUAAAGUCGACCUGGAAGACAAGGAAUACUUCCUAUUCCGUGAUGCUGACAUCCUUGGCAAAUAUGUAGAGUAAAAUCUGUUUCACUGUAAAACGUCCCUGUAACCCCCAUCCAUCCUGUUAGAGAAGAUUGUUGCCUCGUUCAUGUCUUAGUUUUUUUUUAAUGUUAUUCAAUUGUAAAUAAUUCUGAUCAUGUUUUGUUACAAUAAUAAAGUGGACUAUUGAAUCUG